AUGACAGAUGAUUUAGGAGCAUUUAUUCAAAGAGUCCUUAGUCCUAUUAAAUCACCACCUGUCUCUCCAUUGCCCGGAAGUGAAGUUCCAGUCCCUUAUAUCGGCGAGGGUGUAGCUUCCGAAGUCAAGAAUUCCGAAGUGGAGAAAUCCUCUCUCUUCGCUUUCCAACACAUACAUAAAGCUUUGUCCCAAGGACAUGAAGAGAAGGAUGUUGAAGAGUCGGCCUCUGAGAAGUUGGUCAGUCAAUGUCUUCAGGAGUACAUGGCUGCCUGCUGUCGUCUAAGAUCUGUUGAUCUCCAAGGAGAAUUUGGCGCUUUUCACUGGCAAUAUGGAGAUCUUGAUGAUGCUGGCUGGGUUAAAAAGGGCACCGUUACAGGAUACAAUGAAUUAGAAGUCUAUAACGAUCCCUCAAAGCAUAUCGUUUUCGUGAAACUCCCACCAAUCCAGAAAUCUGUUGGAAAUUUGAUUUAUCCCCAAAAGACAAUUGACGCAAUGUUAUCCACCUGGAUAGACAUUGGUCAAACACAGGUCGCAACAACACCUACCAGAACUGACGCUGAAUCCGAACCCGUUUUCCAUCCGGCAAAGGCCAUAAUCAGGCUCUCUGACCUCCUUGAGGAAAUGCUUAACUCCGGCGAGGAUUGCAGUGGAAUGCGACCUAGCCUAACUUUGGCGAUCCUUCUCUCAAUUGAUCAGUGUACUGCAAAUCUUCCUCAAGGUCUAGAUGGAGAUAAAAAGUUCUUCCUUAAUCUCGAUCCUUCUGAGAUUCUCCUUCUAUCUUCUCCGGCAAAUUGUCUGGUAAUUUUCCGUAUCGUUGACUGUGAAGGUGAUUGGAAUAUCCAAAGACUGCUUCAAGAAUUGUAUCCUGGCAAUUCAGAUUCCCUAGAAGUUGCUAUGAAAGCCUGCUUCGAGAGUCUUUCAGAAGCGGCUAGAACGAAGCUUCACCUUCACGUUUUGCUUGAAGCUAUAGCUCCACCUGAUUGGGUCACCCAAACUAUGACUCGUAUUGCUCUCGGUAAAGGCGAAAUCGCCUCCCCUCACCAAGAUGACAACUGA
Messenger RNA from Rodentolepis nana, 1056 nucleotides. The record is from the annotation of a GenBank genome assembly. NCBI's taxonomy places the organism in Eukaryota, Metazoa, Platyhelminthes, Cestoda, Cyclophyllidea, Hymenolepididae.